AUGACAAUUGAGUUGGAAGAGCCACCUUUGGCCGAAAAUAUCCAGGUCGUCAAAGACCUAUUUGGUGGAACUGUGGGAGGCAUUGCUCAAGUUUUGGUGGGUCAGCCGUUCGAUACGGUUAAAGUCAGAUUACAAUCUGCCCCAGAAGGUACAUACACAGGAGCAUUGGACGUUGUUAAAAAACUUCUCGCUAAUGAAGGACCAAAAGGGUUCUAUAAAGGAACCUUGACUCCUUUAAUUGGAGUCGGAGCUUGUGUUUCCGUUCAAUUUUCAGUCAAUGAAUCGAUGAAGAGAUACUAUGAUGGAAUCCAUCAUGGUCAACCAUUAAGUAUUCCACAAUUUUUCAGUUGUGGUGCCGUUGCUGGUUUCGCUAACGGGUUUCUUGCUUCGCCAAUUGAGCAUAUUCGUAUCAGACUCCAAACCCAAACCGGUGCUACCAAGGCAUUUGCUGGUCCCAUAGAUUGCGCCAAAAAAUUGUAUAAGAACAAUGGAAUUGCUGGACUUUUCAAAGGUUUAACCCCUACAUUGGUCAGAGAGUCUCUUGGUUUGGGAAUCUACUUUGCAACAUAUGAAGCUCUUAUCGGUCGAGAACUAAAGGUGCAAAAGAAUAUAGCGAGGGCAGAUAUUCCUGCCUGGAAGUUAUGUCUCUUUGGUGGACUUUCAGGCUACACUUUGUGGAUCGGAAUCUACCCAGUUGAUGUGAUAAAAUCAAAGUUGCAAACUGACUCGUUAGAAAAACCUGCCUACAAAAGCUGGACUCAAGUCGUAAAAGACAUUAAUCAACGAAGCGGAAUUAAAGGGUUUUAUAGAGGGUUCAUUCCAACAAUCUUGAGAGCUGCACCAGCUAAUGGUGCCACCUUCGCAGCCUUUGAGGUUACUAUGCGUUUUAUUUCUUGA
Molecule: messenger RNA, 897 nt
Organism: Meyerozyma guilliermondii ATCC 6260
Lineage: Eukaryota; Fungi; Ascomycota; Pichiomycetes; Serinales; Debaryomycetaceae
Gene: YMC1
Product: organic acid transporter
Exons: 1
Coding region: 1-897 (298 amino acids)
Biological process (GO): mitochondrial L-ornithine transmembrane transport
Molecular function (GO): L-ornithine transmembrane transporter activity
Source: RefSeq, a predicted model, not a curated record